AUGAAAUUCAUCAGUUUUAUUUGUCAACAAAAGGAACAACCCUCGUCUCCUGGUCGGACGCCUAUAUUGAGACGACUCGAGUUGUCCCAAGUGUCGACGGAAGUGAUCGCAUUGAUCAACCCUGAUCACCACACAUUCGAUCACAUUGAGGUCAACAUUUCAAGAAAGAAGAAGUCAAUCAACUUUUGCAAUAAUUGGCAGACGAUUCCACCACUCAAUUUCAACUUCAAUUCAAAACCUGCAAUUUUCAAAAGAUCUGUAAAAUCUGGAAAUCUACGAUUGGCGAUAAAAUACGACCCGAAAACCGGCUACACCUGCUCCACGGACAACUAUGAGGACUGCUUACAACCCUGUCUUGAUGUUAUCGCCACGAUUCAGUUGCCGUGGUGGAAUUGCAGUGGUCAAUUUGAACGAACGUUCAUUGAAAGUGAGACAACACACUGAUCAUCGAGUUUUCAACAAGAACCUCGUGGUGAAAUUGUGUAGAGAUGUACAGAGAUUGGGGACGAAUAACGGGAAUCUGCAAUCUUUUUUCCCCGAAUAUGUGAUUUUUGGAGGGAAUCGUCGCUGAUUUUCAUUUCCUUGAUGAGGAAUUUGAUCCGUAUGAGAUCUUCACCCGAAAUCGUGUGUGCAUCAUGGAUGCAAAAUGGGUCACUCUCUAUCAUCUCAAGUCGCUCAAAUUUAUUCGGCUCGUGCUGUACGAUUCCAUGCUAACAGAAAGAGACGUGAACGAGUUCGUCAAGCACUGGCUCAAUGAAAAAUGGGUACAAUUGCACAGAUUUGAGAUUCGUCACACUAGUCGUGGGGAAUUUGAUUUAGAAGUGCUGAAAUUGGGAUUAAAUGUGAAGAAAUGGAAUAAAAAUCUCAGAAAUGGAUGUUAUAUAAUGGACAGUCAUGAAAAUCCCUUUCUCCUGGACACUCGUAAAGACCUCGAUGUGAUUAAAUCCGACGGAACGCUUGCAACGAUUGUGAAUAGACCUGAUACAUUUCAGUUCAUUGUCUGGAG
Molecule: messenger RNA, 1006 nt
Organism: Caenorhabditis elegans
Lineage: Eukaryota; Metazoa; Nematoda; Chromadorea; Rhabditida; Rhabditidae
Source: the annotation of a RefSeq genome assembly